This is a messenger RNA of Aspergillus tanneri, 1641 nucleotides long. RefSeq names its product putative F-box protein (Pof7). Gene Ontology annotation, molecular function: protein binding. Gene Ontology annotation, biological process: SCF-dependent proteasomal ubiquitin-dependent protein catabolic process. Gene Ontology annotation, cellular component: SCF ubiquitin ligase complex. NCBI's taxonomy places the organism in Eukaryota, Fungi, Ascomycota, Eurotiomycetes, Eurotiales, Aspergillaceae. The record is from RefSeq and is a predicted model, not a curated record. The transcript has 2 exons. The coding region runs from base 1 to 1641 and encodes 546 amino acids.
AUGGAGGAUAACGCCGAACUUGAGUCAUUUCGCCGUCAAUGGCGGGAGGAAGUUGCGCGCAGGUCAAAGCAGACUCAUCAUCAAACGUCACAUCCGAAACCAUCAGCUUCCUCUAUCCAAGCCCGACCAAGCCAGUUCCCUCCCACUCUCCAGGAGACAUCUGAACGGAAAGAGAUAGAGGAAGUAGGGACCGGAGCACUCGAUCAGAGCGAGAUUGUUGUUCAAGGGGUCAGUCAAUUAAGCUUUGGUACAGCCGAUGAAGAUGCGUUCCAUUCACGAGGGCCCCGGGAAGAGCCCAAAUCGGCAUUAGAGCACUUCGAACGGGCAGUCGAGAAGGAGGCAGAGGGCAACUUAGGAGACAGUCUACAGCACUACCGUAAAGCUUAUCGGUUAGAUGCGACAGUUGACAAAACGUAUCGCAACAAGCAUUUUGCCUGGGCAUGGAAGAAGUCAGCCCAAGCUUCUGCCCCUUCAAACAGUGGUGUCCUUCCAAGUCAGCAGCCCAAGGACACUCCUAAAGCUCUACCGACCCCAGAACUCAUUGCCUCUUUUGCCAAUCUUCCCAUUCCGCAGGCGGAACCUAUCAUAGAGAACACACCUCCGCCUCCAUGUCCAAUUGCGAAGGUCCCAUCCGAAGUGUUGGUAGAGAUUCUUAAACAUGUUGCCUUGCGGGACCCCGCCACCUUCUUUCGGACUUCGCUAGUCUGUAAGCGCCUGGCGUAUCAUUUUGCCCAUGAACAGCACAUUUGGAAGCGACUCUGCCAGGGCCCGGAGUUUGGGUUCAAAUCAAUGCACUACUCGUUUGCUUGUGAUGUUUUCGGCAGGCCUGAAUAUACUCUCGGUCCACGCUAUACGCCUUUCCCGACCUCCGCCUCCGUGCAAAUCCCAGAGCCUCUGUCUUCAUGGGGAGAAGUAUUUCAGAUGUUUCCUCGAAUUCGCUUUACGGGAAUAUACAUUAGCACAGUCAAUUACACCCGUGCAGGUGCAGCCUCGUCGUACCAGAGCGUAUCCUGGAAUAGUCCGAUUCACAUAGUAACCUACUAUCGGUUCCUACGCUUUUAUCCGGAUGGAUCUGUUAUUUCCAUGCUGAGCACCGUGGAACCCGUGGAUUUGGUUCCACAUAUCUGCAAGGAGAACGUGAUGGCAGCGCGGGCAACCUCUCAGAAGCAGCAUCAACGGCAACUCUCCGACGGAGGCACCUCAUUAUCCGGUGCUCCGGAUCCGAUCCCCCCUGUUGCUAUGGGAGCAUUGAAGCAAGCCCAAUGGGGCCGCUGGCGUAUGGCUCACCCUUCGCCUCAUUCUGGAGAGCCGCAAGAUGGCAGGCAGACCGACCCGUCCUUGGGUUUCUUAUCUUCUUCUGGCAAAGUGUCCCCGGAUGAUACACUUGAUCCCAGGGAUAUCAUCAUUGAAACCGAAGGUGUAGGGUCGAAAUAUAUUUAUCUUCUAUACUUAUCCCUUCGGUCAUCUACGACGACUCGAUCCAAUUCCACUGAUGCUCCGGCUAAUCCGUCAAAAAAUACGAAAUUGGCCUGGAAAGGACACUGGAGCUACAACAAGCUCACUGACGACUGGGCCGAGUUCAGACUCCGGAAUGACCGAGCCUUUGUCUUCCGACGUGUCCGUGGUUGGGGCAUAAGCUAA